Molecule: messenger RNA, 1252 nt
Organism: Sinocyclocheilus anshuiensis
Lineage: Eukaryota; Metazoa; Chordata; Actinopteri; Cypriniformes; Cyprinidae
Product: CREB/ATF bZIP transcription factor-like
Exons: 3
Coding region: 166-933 (255 amino acids)
Biological process (GO): regulation of DNA-templated transcription
Cellular component (GO): nucleus
Molecular function (GO): RNA polymerase II transcription regulatory region sequence-specific DNA binding; DNA-binding transcription factor activity, RNA polymerase II-specific
Source: RefSeq, a predicted model, not a curated record
CAUUUUAGUUCCUCUCAGUGUCGUCGUAAGCGCAUGGCUUGACUACAACGUCUGAGCUUAAAUAUAUUUUCUUUUCUGUCCUGUUCAUUUAGUUUUCUUCAUCCAAUCGACGUCAGAAGACAUCAGCAUUCGAUUUAAGUUUCCACAAUAUACAGAAACACAGCCAUGAUCACCAGAAAAAGAGGAAGAAGCAGCCUAAACGCUGACAUCACAUGUACAAGUACCUCCCACGAGAUUGAUGGUGUUUCGAAAAUCAGUAAUACAAGUGAAACGGACAUGCAAACUUCCCCAGAAAGUGACACCAAUGAUUGGGGCCUGGAUGAUCUGCUUGGCUCCGGGUUCAACUGGGAGCUGGACAAUGAAGUGCUUGAUGCUUUCGUCAACUUUGAAUCACAGACAGCGACCAGCGAUGAGACAGACCAAAGCGCAGUACUUGACGUUGCCCCAUCCCGCAGUAGAGGUGCAGUCCAGAGGUCAAAACUUCAAGACUGCUCCAGUCGGAUCAUCAACAAGAAUGCCAUUGCUGCGAGGAUGAACCGUUUAAAGAAGAAAGAAUACGUCAGUGGCCUGGAACAGAGAGUUGGUUCUUUGACAACAGAAAAUCGUGUUCUCAAGCAGGAAAACGGCAAUCUCAACAAGAGAGUGGAAGAGUUGGAGAAUGAAACUAGGUACUUGAGAGCCGUGUUGGCCAAUGAGAGCAUGCUGGCUCAGCUGUUGUCUAGAUUGAGCGGUGUGAACGGCAUGAAAUUCUCUACCUCACUUUUCCAGGAAUCCAACGAGAACGACCACGAUUAUGCCAUGCCGAGGAAGAGGGUGAAGGUGGAAGACAAAGAUACUGCAGGUGGCGUCUGCCUGCAUGUGGACAAAGACCACGUCUCGGUGGAAUUCUGCACCAAAUGUGCAGAGAGUUCAAGCUUGUCGCAUAAAAUGUAGGGUCAAGUAUUUUACAUUUUCAACGUUUCCCGAGACUGAACAUUUGCACAAGAUGUAAAUGAGGGGACAUGACGACAGUAGUUGUCAAAUAUAGAGUUAACUGUUUAAAUGUGUGCAGAGCUUGAAUGGCAUGUUUGUUGAACUUGCUUUCAAUACAAGUUACUGCUAAACUUGUUGACAGUUUUCUUCUAGGUGCUUGGUCCGCCAUGCUGGAUGACUGGGUCACAGAACAUCCUUGACUGCUGAAAUCCAUGUGGAUUUUGCUGUGGGGAAAGCAGAAGAAUCGGGACCAGCAGCUUGCAUCAUGGCCUGGUAAAUU